Molecule: messenger RNA, 3793 nt
Organism: Brachypodium distachyon (stiff brome)
Lineage: Eukaryota; Viridiplantae; Streptophyta; Magnoliopsida; Poales; Poaceae
Product: probable sucrose-phosphate synthase 5
Exons: 10
Coding region: 245-3487 (1080 amino acids)
Biological process (GO): sucrose metabolic process
Molecular function (GO): sucrose-phosphate synthase activity
Source: RefSeq, a predicted model, not a curated record
AGAAAAAUACAAAGUUCAUUCGUUCAGUCCAAUAAUAAGAAGCAUGUAAAAAAAGACAUAUGCUGCUCUGCUCUGCUCUGCUCUUUUGGGGGAUAUAAUAAUACCCGGAGCGUACGUCUUCCCUCCCCUGCACCACACCUCGACACCGAGAAAGCACACCACAUAUACAAGUAGUAGAUCGUUGCUCCAUUAACUCGUUAUCGAGUUGAGAUUUUGAGGUUGAGGAGCAGAGCGGCUGGAGAAGAUGGCGGCCGGGAACGAGUGGAUCAACGGGUACCUGGAGGCGAUCCUGGACGCCGGUUCGAAGCUGCGCGGCGGCGGGCAGCAGCGAGGGGCCGUGUCGUCGCUGCCACGGCUGGAGCCGGCGCCGGCGCUGGGGCUGGCGGCGGAGGAGUCCGGCGCUGGGGCUGGCGCCGCGUACAGCCCCACCAGGUACUUCGUCGAGGAGGUCGUCCGGAGCUUCGACGACCAGGCCCUCCACAAGACAUGGACAAAGGUGGUGGCGAUGAGGAACAGCCAGGAGCGGAACAACCGGCUGGAGAACCUGUGCUGGAGGAUCUGGAACGUCGCCAGGCAGAAGAAGCAGGUGGAGUGGGAUUACUCCCGGGAGGUGGCUCGGCGGAAGCUGGAGCAAGAGCUGGGCAGCCGGGAGGCCGCCGAGGAGCUCUCCGAGGGCGAGAAGGAGAAGGACACGACCUCCAAGCCCGACAGCGGCGCUGCCCAUCCGUCGUCGGAAACGGCAGCGCCGGCAGCCGACCAGCCGCGCAGCCGGCUCGCCAGGAUCAACUCCGACGUGCGCCUCGUGUCCGACGAGGAGGAGGAGCAGAGCAGGAACAGGAACCUCUAUAUCGUCCUCAUCAGCAUCCAUGGGCUGGUGCGUGGGGAAAACAUGGAGCUGGGGCGAGACUCCGACACGGGAGGCCAGGUGAAGUACGUGGUGGAGCUGGCCCGAGCGCUGGCGGCGACGGCGGGGGUGCGCCGCGUGGACCUGUUGACGCGGCAGAUCUCGUGCCCCGACGUGGACUGGACCUAUGGCGAGCCCGUGGAAAUGCUAGCUCGCCUCUCCUCAUGCGACGGCGACGAAGACGGCGGCGGCGAGUCCGGAGCCUACAUCGUGCGGCUGCCGUGCGGGCCCCGGGAUCAGUACAUCCCAAAGGAGUCCCUGUGGCCCCACAUCCCGGAGUUCGUUGACCGCGCGUUGACCCACAUCACCGAUGUCGCCCGUUCCCUGGGCGAGCAGCUCCAUGCUCCCUCCGACGACCCCGCCGCUCCCCCUCCGGCACCGGCGUGGCCGUACGUGAUCCACGGGCACUACGCGGACGCGGCGGAGGUGGCGGCGAGCCUAGCCACAGUCUUAAAUGUGCCGAUGGUGAUGACGGGCCACUCACUCGGCAGAAACAAGCUAGAGCAGCUCCUCAAGCUCGGCCGGUCGCCCCGGGACGAGGUCGUCCAGGGCACCUACAAGAUCGCCCGCCGCGUCGAGGCCGAGGAGACGGGCCUUGACACGGCGGAGAUGGUGGUCACGAGCACCAAGCAGGAGAUCGAGGAGCAGUGGGGGCUCUACGACGGCUUCGACGUCAAGGUGGAGCGGAAGCUCCGGGUCCGCCAGCGGCGCGGCGUGAGCUGCCUCGGCCGGUACAUGCCCCGCAUGGCUGUCAUCCCGCCCGGCAUGGACUUUAGCUUCGUUGAUACCCAGGACAUCGUCGAUGACAAAGGCGAUGACCUGAAGAUGCUUAUUGCUGGCCCUGGCAAGGCCAAGAAGGCUCUGCCGGGGAUCUGGUCGGACGUGCUCAGGUUCUUUACAAACCCUCACAAGCCGAUGAUCCUCGCGCUGUCGCGGCCGGACCCGAAGAAGAACGUCACCACGCUGCUCAAGGCCUAUGGCGAGAGCCGCCAGCUGCGCGAGCUCGCCAACCUGACGCUGAUACUGGGGAACAGGGACGACAUAGAGGACAUGUCUGGCGGCGGCGGCGCCGUGCUCACGGCGGUGCUGAAGCUCAUCGACUGCUACGACCUCUACGGCCAGGUUGCCUAUCCCAAGCACCACAAGCAGACGGAUGUGCCUCACAUCUACCGUCUCGCCGCCAAGACCAAGGGGGUGUUCAUCAACCCUGCUCUUGUGGAGCCAUUUGGCCUCACGAUCAUCGAGGCUGCGGCAUAUGGUUUGCCGGUGGUGGCGACACGGAACGGCGGGCCGGUGGACAUCCUGAAGGCGCUCCACAACGGGCUGCUGGUGGACCCGCACGACGCGGCGGGGAUCACGGCGGCGCUGCUGGGCCUGGUGGGCGACAAGGCCCGCUGGGCCGAGUGCCGCCGCAACGGGCUGCGCAACAUCCACCGCUUCUCCUGGCCGCACCACUGCCGCCUCUACCUCUCCCACGUCGCCGCCUACUGCGACGACAACCAGCAGCAGCAGCCGCUGCUCCGCCUCCCUUCUUCCUCCACCGCCGCGGGCUCGAGGUCCGGCGCUGAUGACUCCCUCUCGGACUCCCUCCGCGGCCUCUCGCUCCGCAUCUCCGUGGACGCGUCCCACGAGCCCAAUGCCGCCGACUCUGCCGCCGCCAUCAUGGACGCGCUCCGCCGCCGCCCGGCCUCCGACAAGCAGGCCCCGCCCAGGGGGAACUCCGCCAGCAGGCCCAUGGGCUUCGCGCCUGGCACGAGGCAGAGCCUGCUCGUCCUCGCCGUCGACUGCUAUGGGGAAGAUAGGAAGCCGGAUCUUGAGCGACUGAAGGAAGCCAUAGAUCUGGCCAUGUCGGCGGCCGGCGAUGGCGCCGGCGGGCGGACGGGGUUCGUACUGUCAACCGGCAUGACGAUCCCGGAGGCUGCGGACGCGCUCAGGGCCUGUGGCAUCGACCCCGCUGCCUUCGACGCCAUGGUCUGCAGCAGCGGGGCCGAGAUCUGCUACCCGUGGAAGGAGCUCACGGCCGACGAGGAGUACGCCGGACACGUGGCAUUCCGGUGGCCCGGGGAGCACGUGAGGGACGCCGUGCCGAGGCUCGGGAAGGCUGACUACGGUGGCGCGCAGGAGUCGGACCUCGCCGUCGACGCCGCCGCCUCCUCCGUGCACUGCCACGCCUACGCCGCCUCCGCCGCGUCCAAGGUGAAGAAGGUGGAUUCGAUCAGGCAGGCGCUAAGAAUGCGCGGGUUCCGCUGCAACCUCGUCUACACGCGCGCCUGCACCCGCCUCAACGUCGUCCCCCUCUCCGCUUCCCGGCCCCGCGCGCUCAGGUACCUGUCGAUCCAGUGGGGGAUCGAGCUGUCCAAGGUAGCGGUGCUGGUGGGGGAGAGCGGCGACACCGAUCGCGAGAGGCUCCUGCCGGGGCUGCACAGGACGGUGAUCCUGCCGGGGCUGGUGGCGCGCGGCAGCGAGGAGCUCCUCCGCGGCGAGGAUGGGUACGCCAUGGAGGACGUGGUGGCCAUGGACUCCCCCAACAUCGUCACCCUCGCUCAAGGCCAGCCUGCCGCCGAUCUCCUCAAGUCCAUCUAAUCCAGACGACCAGACUCCACAGCGUUGCUCUGCGGGUGGCUACUCCGCCUGGAUUAUUAAUCCCAGCCUGUGAUUUUUGCAGGAAGAUUUCAAAUUAACUUCCCUAUACGGUUUAUAUACCUGUGCAAGCAUAAGGAUUUGUUCGGUGUUGCUGCUGCUGCAGGCUUCUGUGGCUGAUAAUUUUUCAUUUCUUAGCCAUGCCUCCGUGAGGUAUGUGUGUAUACCAGUGUAUAUAUAAACGGAGCACCGAGAAAAACAUUGUUGCGAAUGGAAUAUGUUGUUUAUUUAGAGAUGGGCCAUAGAACA